UAGUUAAUAUUGACGACUUUAGUUUGCUUCAUUUCAUUGACUUGAAUCCCUCCAUUACCUCUAUAAAUUGGGCGCAAAAUGCUACGAUUUUAAACACACAUAAAGUAGCAAGCAUAACAAUAAUCAUUCUCUUAACAUCAUCUUUAUAAGUUGUUCAUGAAGAUGUGUAAUGGAUCGAGUCUCGUAGCCUCACUACCACUGUUGCUGCUUCUUCUCAGCUUCAUAAUGCCUUCCUUCUUCGACACCGCAGUUGGGCAAAUCGGAGUGUGCUACGGGAGAAAUGGAAACAACUUGCGACCUGCGUCAGAAGUCGUAGGGCUUUACCAACAACGGAACAUCAGGCGGAUGCGGAUGUACGGCCCUAACCAGGAGGCUCUCAACGCUCUCCGCGGCUCCAGCCUCGACCUCCUGCUAGAUGUUCCCAACUCUGAUCUCCAACUUGUUGCCUCCAGCCAAGCUGCAGCCGACACGUGGGUUCGCAACAACGUCCGCAACUAUAACAAUGUCAGAUUCCGCUACAUCUCGGUCGGGAACGAGGUGCAACCCUCGGAGCCAGCUGCGAGGUUUGUCCUCCCCGCGAUGCAGAACAUCGAGAGAGCGGUUUCAGGCCUCGGGAUCAAGGUCUCGACAGCUAUAGACACCAGAGGCAUUUCCGGGUUUCCUCCAUCAAGUGGGACCUUCACGCCAGAAUUUAGGAACUUUAUCGCACCGGUGAUAAGUUUCUUGGUAAGCAAGCAAUCUCCUCUGUUCGUUAAUAUCUAUCCUUACUUCAGCUACACACAAAACAUGAGAGACAUCCGUUUAGACUACACUCUGUUCACCGCACCUUCCACUGUAGUCACUGACGGACAAAACCAGUACCGAAACCUCUUCCACGCAAUCUUAGACACUGUUUACGCAUCAUUAGAGAAAGCUGGAGGCGGAUCGUUGGAGAUCGUGGUGUCCGAGAGCGGUUGGCCGACCGCGGGAGGAGCCGCCACGAGUGCCGAAAAUGCAAGGACUUAUGUGAACAAUUUGAUUCAAACUGUGAAGAGUGGAUCACCGAGGAGGCCAGGGAAAGCAAUAGAGACUUACAUAUUUGCUUUGUACGAUGAGAAUUUGAAGCAGGGUCCCGAGAUUGAGAAGUUUUGGGGACUGUUUCUUCCGAACCUACAACCUAAGUAUGAUGUCAAUUUCAACUAAUAUCCUUGAACACUUAAAAAGGAAGUGGUAUGAGAUAAAUACUUUGUAUUGUAAAGGUUUCCAAAGAGUGGGAACUUGUUGUUGUUGUUGUUGUAAUAUUAAGGAAUAAUGAGACUAGAAAAAUAAUAAAAUGAACAUUAUAAAUUUCUAGUUCG
Molecule: messenger RNA, 1337 nt
Organism: Camelina sativa (false flax)
Lineage: Eukaryota; Viridiplantae; Streptophyta; Magnoliopsida; Brassicales; Brassicaceae
Product: putative glucan endo-1,3-beta-glucosidase BG3
Biological process (GO): carbohydrate metabolic process
Molecular function (GO): hydrolase activity, hydrolyzing O-glycosyl compounds
Source: RefSeq, a predicted model, not a curated record